Messenger RNA from Cuscuta europaea, 2940 nucleotides. Lineage: Eukaryota; Viridiplantae; Streptophyta; Magnoliopsida; Solanales; Convolvulaceae. The record is from the annotation of a GenBank genome assembly.
GCCACCCACGGGACUAUUCUGGAAGUACAUUGAACCCUAAUUUCCUCGUUUGAGUUUCAUUUCAGUUUCUCUCAUUUCCCGCAAGUUAUCCAAAUCAAUCGUUCCCCCCAACCUAUCUUCCCACCCUCCUCCCACAGCUGUUAUAUUUAUCCACCUCACUUAUUCCCGUCCACUGAGCCGCCCAGUUUUCCGCAGUUGAAGGAACACAGUUUUUGAACUUCUAUAGAGAACAUGGCUGCAUCUGAAGAGAAUAGUGCACUUUUCCCGAUCUUUAUCUUGACUCUAAUGGCUCUGCCAUUAGUGCCUUACACAAUUGUUAAGUUAAGUCGAUCUUUUACCAAAAAGUCUACCAGCAUCAACUGUCAAUGUUCAGUUUGCUUUCAGUCUGGGAAGUAUAGGAGAUCCAUUUUCAAGAGGAUAUCAAACUUCUCAACUUAUAGCAAUUUGACAAUCGUGUUGCUCUGGAUUGUAAUGGGUAUACUGGUGUACUACAUAAGAAGUAUUAGCAGUGAGAUUGAUAUAUUUGAGCCAUUCGGUAUACUUGGACUGGAAGCUGGAGCAUCCGAAUCAGAAAUAAAGAAGGCAUACAGGAGAUUAUCAAUUCAAUAUCACCCGGAUAAAAAUCCUGAUCCAGAGGCCCAUACAUAUUUCGUGGAGUAUAUUUCAAAGGCUUAUCAAGCUCUAACAGAUCCUAUUUCGCGUGAAAAUUUUGAGAAAUAUGGUCAUCCAGAUGGGAGGCAGGGACUUCAAAUGGGUAUUGCCCUCCCUCAGUUCCUGUUAAAUAUUGAUGGAGCAUCCGGUGGAAUACUGUUGCUUGGAAUAGUUGGAGUGUGUAUAAUUUUACCCCUCACGAUUGCUGUUAUUUAUUUAUCAAGGUCUGCAAAAUAUACUGGAAACUACGUUAUGCAUUCCACAUUAGCUGCGUAUUACCACCUAAUGAAACCAUCUCUAGCUCCAAGCAAGGUCAUGGAUGUCUUCAUUAAAGCUUCAGAAUACAUGGAAAUUCCUGUUCGUCGGAUCGAUGAUGAACCUCUUCAGAAAUUGUUUGUUUUAGUCAGGAGUGAGCUUAAUUUAGAUCUUAAAAACAUCCGCCAAGAGCAAGCUAAGUUUUGGAAGCAGCAUCCUGCAUUGGUGAAGACUGAAUUGUUGAUUCAAGCUCAGCUAACUCGUGAAAUAUCAGCAUUAUCUCCAAAUUUGCAACGUGAUUUCAGACGCGUUCUUGAACUUGCUCCUCGUCUUCUUGAAGAACUGAUGAAGAUGGCCAUUAUUCCACGCCCUCCCCUCGGUCGUGGAUGGCUGCGGCCAGCAAUUGGAGUGGUUGAAUUAUCUCAAAGUGUUGUUCAGGCAGUUCAACUUAGUGCAAGAAAAGUUACAGGUGGAUCUAGUGAAGGAUAUGGUCCUUUUCUACAGCUACCACACUUCAGUGAGGCUGUCGUAAAGAAGAUAGGAAGAAAGAAAGUGCGCACAUUUCAAGACUUCGUAGAGAUGACAGGGCAAGAGCGUAUUGACCUUUUGACCCAAGUUGCUGGAUUCUCUGAUGCCGAGUCCCAAGACGUGGAGAUGGUUCUGGAGAUGAUACCUUCAAUAUCAAUUGACAUCUCAUGCGAGACAGAAGGGGAAGAGGGGAUUCAAGAGGGUGACAUUGUGACCAUGCAUGCUUGGAUCACUCUGAAGCGUCGGAAUGGUUUGAUCCGUGCACUCCCACACUCACCCCACUUCCCCUUCGACAAAGAGGAGAAUUUCUGGUUGCUGCUGGCCGACCCUAUUUCAAACGAUGUAUGGCUAUCCCAGAAGGUGAGCUUCAUGGAUGAAUCCACUGCUGUGACUGCUGCCUCAAAAGCGAUUCAAGAGUCGAAGGAGGGGUGCGGAGCCACUGCCAGGGAAAUAAAUGCAGCGGUCAGAGAAGCAAUCGAGAAAGUAAAAAAUGGGUCAAGGCUUGUGAUGGGGAAGUUCCAGGCGCCACAGGAGGGGAACUACAACUUGACCUCUUUCUGCUUGUGUGACGCUUGGCUCGGUUGUGAUGCAAAGACAAACUUGAAACUGAAGGUUCUGAAACGCAGCAGGGCCGGGACCCGUGGUAGUGGUGGUGCGGACGAGACCACUCAGGCUGCUGCUGUUGAAGAAGGGAUUGAAGAGGAGGCGGACGAGGAUAGCGGAUAUGAUGACUAUGAGAGUGAGUAUAGUGAAGAUGAAGAAGACAGCACUAAACAAGACACAAAGGAUGGUGGAAAGCUAGAUGUUGUGGCCGCCAAUGGCACGACAGCUCACAAGGAUGACGACAAUGGCUCAAGCAGUUCUGACUAAAUAUAUAUGAUUACCUCGCCUGAUAUAUCUGUACGACCCUCCAGUGUGAGGUUUGUUAGUUAUGUUUGACAAGUGCAGUUGAAGAUCAUGCAUGCAUAUGGGAAUGAAAGCAGCAAGCAUCCCCAUGAGUGUGAGGUCUUCUUCUACAUCAAAGAGUAACGUGUAGACGGCUUCCUUGCACGAAUUGAUACACAAUACCCAGUUUUUUAUAUAUAAUCAUAUAGUUGCAUUCAAUAUCUUUAAUGAUGGAAAAGACCUGGACUGGAAAAGCAUUCAUUCCCACAGGUUUAAGAAGUGGCAUUUGACCAUUUGAAUAUCCAACCCAUCUUUGGCCAUGAGAGCUCGGAGUUGUCCCCCCCUAAUAUCAAGCUGCCUGCUGAAAUGCAAGAAAAUGCUGAUUCUUAAUUGCCUACGUGAAGAAUGAAGCACCCAUGCAUGAUGAGAGAAGGGCAGGACUGAAUCUGUAAGGUCCACACUAUUUCAAGAAAGGAUAAGUUUUGAAGAAUUAGGAAAUAUUCUUAGCAAAGAUCCCAUUGACAUCCUAUAUUGAAACUUCGUGCCUAUAUUUCAAUGCUCAUUACAAAUUAUGAAUGAGUGAACUACCUACGGUACUGAGAAUAGAAAACUUAACACCCG